Messenger RNA from Microplitis mediator, 1646 nucleotides. RefSeq names its product cell cycle checkpoint protein RAD17 (gene Rad17). Gene Ontology annotation, biological process: DNA repair; DNA damage checkpoint signaling; mitotic DNA replication checkpoint signaling. The record is from RefSeq and is a predicted model, not a curated record. Bases 140 to 1543 code for a protein of 467 amino acids. Gene Ontology annotation, molecular function: chromatin binding. Lineage: Eukaryota; Metazoa; Arthropoda; Insecta; Hymenoptera; Braconidae. The transcript is spliced from 5 exons.
GAAAGUAAACAAGUUUGUAAAUAUUUUUGGUAUUUAUCAUGUAAUUUAUAAAGUGUAAUUACAAAAAUUAAUUCAAAUGUCAGUGAUAAAAGUUAUUUAAAAAUUAUAAAUUAAUAAAUAAAGUGAGUGAUUAAUCAAAAUGCCUCCGAUAAAAAAAAUGAAAAGUAACAACGGAUGGCUGGACCUGGACAUGGAUUUCAGUCCAAGUGACCCACCACCGCGGAAGGAGACCAAGAAGCCCAGACAGGAGCCAAUGGACCUAGAUUACAUUGACACUCUGACAGUGACCAGACGCAAAGACCAAACCAGCAGUCUAGCGACACUUCUUGAAGCCUGUGAUCCCCAGAAGUCAUCAGAGUUAGCCGUCAGUAAGCAGAAGCAGAACGAACUGUCAGAUUGGCUGACAGAGAAGGCUCUGCCCGGUGUCCCACGAAUCCUCGUGCUCUCCGGACCCUCUGGUUGUGGAAAAACAGCAGCCCUGAAGGUCCUCGCCAAGGAGAACAAGUUCGACAUCAUCGAGUGGAUCACUCCCUCCGACUCGGCUGCUAACAUCAACGACAAUUACAUGACAAUCAAGCAAGCUGAUAAAUUUUCCGAUUUUUUUAUCCGCGCUACCAGAUACAACUCAGUUCUGAGCAACCAAUCAAACCGCAAGCUCCUGCUGGUCAAAGACAUUCCAAAUGUUUAUUUUUUUGACAAGCAAAGCUUCUACGAUUUACUAACGCAGUAUUACGAACUUGGAACCCAUCCCCUGGUAUUUAUUUGUCCAGACUCGGAAGCCAGCAGAGUCCAGCAGUCGCUAUUCCCAGCUGAAAUAGUUGACCAGUAUGACAUUGACAAAAUAAACGUCAACGCGACGACUCCUGCGGCAAUGAAGAACAUGCUGAAGCGGGUCACCGCGAUCCUCAACGCGAAAGCCAGACACAUGUUGCACGUAACCCAGCACAAUAUUGACGAAGUCUUGUCCAACAGCAUCGGCGAUGUCCGCAGCACGUUGCUGAAUGUCAUCUUCACUUCUCUUAAAGUUCCCGGUCGACAAGCGACCAGUCACUGCGAGCUCCGCGAAGAAAGUCUGGGUCUCCUGCAUGGCGUCGGGAGAGUGAUCAACCCCAAACGCGAACCUAGUGACAAAGCACCAGGGUCCUGGAAGUUCGUUCACGAUCCCGAUGACAUCGCCUCGUACUUCCAGUCCCAUGCCAGUGUCUUCCUGCACUUUUUGCAUGAAAAUUAUCUGAACACUAUGGAAAAAAUAGAGUACGUUGAUGUCGCGUCAGAUAUUAUGAGUUUGUCUGACACUUUGUUCAGUGAAUGGCGGGAUCCAAAUCUCACUAAAUUAAAUUUAUCACUUUGUAUCCGUGGGUUGAUGGUCAGCAAUGAGACUCCUGUGUUACGAUGGAAUCCCGUACGCAAACCAAAAUCAACUGAAACUAAACAUCAAAGAGACCUGAAUGUCGCCGAAGAACGUUACUACAGAUCAAUAAUACGCCCAAAGGCUGUAAAAGAUCCACCGAACCUAGAGACCAUCAUCGAAGCAGUCGAUUAAAUUCCCAAAAAGUAAACCCAUCAGUAAUUAUAUUUUUUAUCAGCAUUAAGUCACCAAUUAAUCAAAAAAAUUAUAAAUAAAUUAUUUACCAGUAUUUUAAAAA